Molecule: messenger RNA, 2340 nt
Organism: Penicillium coprophilum
Lineage: Eukaryota; Fungi; Ascomycota; Eurotiomycetes; Eurotiales; Aspergillaceae
Product: E3 ubiquitin-protein ligase
Exons: 1
Coding region: 1-2340 (779 amino acids)
Source: RefSeq, a predicted model, not a curated record
AUGGUGCUCUCGCUGCCAGUCCCCGGCUUCUCCAAAUCCUCCUCAUCCCGCCCCGACGGUACGCAAUCUCACCGAAAGUCAACCUCUGGUUCUUCAACCAGCUCCUCAUCCAGUCCCAAUGUCCGAAAGCCAUCACUAGGGCAGACUGGUCCCUCUCCCAACAGCUACUCUAUUACUCUCGAAGCGCUACGAAAUAACCCUUUCGGCAAUACCUCCCGAUCCCGCGGCCCCGUCCAGCUCUCGGCUCACGAAACAGAGGAACACAAGAGGGAACAGGAGGAACUCAAUACCGCACUCGAGACUCUGGUUCGCAUAUUUCCGGAUGUACAGAUAGAGGUAUUCCGUGAGCUGCUGCUACGCUUUGACGGACAGAGCCGGUUACAAGUGUGUGUGGAGGAGCUGCUUAGGCAUAAGAAGAAAUGGGUUUCGGGGCGGUGGAAUAUCCCAGAAGGAACCACUGAAGCCGAGGCAGAGGGAAGUGCUCGCGUACCUCCUUGGGGCGAUGACUUUGCUCGACAUGACCUUGGCGAUAGUGGCCUGGUCCCUCCCGAGGAGCGCUUUCGGUCCAAUAAUUACAAGGCCGCCGUGCGGAUGGCCAUGACAAGAGAAUAUACUGGUCUGAACAAAAGUACCGUGGAGGCUGUUCUAGCUGAAGUGAACUUUAGCUAUGCUCGGGCUCGACCGAUGCUCCGGGACCUAUCUCGUCGGACAUGGCGCGCGACAUUCAACAGUAUGUUCCCGUCUUUCAGGCGAAAGAAGGACCGCGAGGAACAUCCGCUUUUGGCAUGGCAUCGUCGAGUCGACGGGGAACUUGUCCCUGUUCUGAAAGAAACCGGAUGCAGCGAGUUGGAUGCAGAGCUCCACGAGAUGUUGUUGGCCCCGCUGUUGCAACAGAAGCGCGAAGAGCAGCAGGACAAAGAUUUCCGAUUUGCUUCAGAGCUGAACGAGAAGGAAGCUCAAGAAUUUAAUGCCAUUUACGAAUGCGAGUGUUGUUUUGCCGAUGUGACAUUCGAGCAGAUCGCGACAUGUUCAACCAACACUCAUAUCAUUUGCUACCUCUGUAUUCAAAGAACCGUCUACGAAGCACUGUUUGGACAGGGCUGGGGAAAGUCUGUCGAUCUGGAGCGCUCUACCUUGAAGUGUCUUGCACCGCUAUCUGUUGGGUCGUGCAAUGGAUGUCUUCAUCCGGAGAUUGUCAAGCAGGCAAUUUUUCUCGACACGGCUGGCUUCGAGACAUACCGCAAAUUCGAGGAUCGGCUCUCCUCUGAGGCACUUAUGAAGUCACAACUGAAGCUCGUUAGAUGUCCGUUCUGCUCCUAUGCUGAAAUUGACCCCGUCUACCACCCUUCAUCCCGCGGUGUUCGCUGGCGGUUUCGUCGUGACGGUGGCACUAUUCCUACGAUUCUGAUGAUCCUUUUCCUCCUUGACCUCGUACCCUUACUCGUAAUUCCUGUGUUUAUUUUAUUACUCCUGGACCCAGCCACCGUAACAGCGGCCUUUGGGAAUGCCGUUCGCAAUCUCUGUCUCAAGAUUCGGCCUAAGCGAUUCACCUGUGCCAACCCUUCCUGCUUACGCAUUAGCUGCAUGACAUGCCAGAAACCGUGGCGAGAUCCACAUGUGUGUCAUGAACCGUUGCUCCUGGAUUUGCGCGCUACCGUCGAGGCUGCCCGUACCGCCGCCGUGAAACGCACCUGUCCCCGCUGCUGCCUCUCAUUUGUCAAAUCCUCAGGCUGCAAUAAACUGACUUGCGUCUGUGGCUACUCCAUGUGCUACCUAUGCCGGAAGGCACUAGGCCCCCCUCCACGAACAACCACGCCUCCCCGUGCCCUCCGUGGGGUAGAUGCCUUUGAUGGCCCGGGCGAUAUACCCGACAAUCCCUUUAACAAUGAGCAGGUUGCAGGCAACAUGUCUGAUGACGAAUUCGAAGAACCGGAAGGCUACAAACACUUUUGCGAGCACUUCCGCAUCAACCCUGGGUCUCGCUGCACAGAGUGCACGAAAUGCAACUUAUACCAAGCAGAAGACGAGGAAGCGGUCGCCCGCCGCGCAGGCGAAAAAGCCGAGCGCGAAUGGCGGAUCAGGCAAGGCGAUUCUGGUACCAGUAACCCAACUUCGGCUGUCGAAUUCCGCAAUGUAAAUCAAGAUCUCUCAGCAGGGGUGGAUGCUCGUUCUGCGAGUCGCCGCGUGACGGCCCCACUUUGGGAUUUGCAGCUUACAUCUUUGAAUAAACCGUGGACUUACUGGCUCACUGAUGUGUGGAUUGAUGGACGGUGGAAACUCGAGGGUCAGGCUUUUGCGGAUUGGAUUGUGGAACGAGUCGUCGAAGUUGGGGACACAUGA